Molecule: messenger RNA, 1989 nt
Organism: Penicillium vulpinum
Lineage: Eukaryota; Fungi; Ascomycota; Eurotiomycetes; Eurotiales; Aspergillaceae
Exons: 3
Coding region: 1-1989 (662 amino acids)
Source: RefSeq, a predicted model, not a curated record
AUGAAUCAAUUCCAGUUAUUUCCACCUUCAGCACCUGAGGUAAAGCGGUCUAACAAUCCAUUUCGCAAAGCUGCAAAGAAACCAGUAGCCACACCUGAACCAGCCUCUCCAAUUCCUCUUCAGGAGAUCAAAGAUCCUGGCAAGACUGAAUCUUUACUGCUUCAGAUCAUCGAAGAUACUCAGGUUAUUCCACCUCCACCGCCAGUGAAUGCCUCGAGAUCCAAAUCCCCGCCAUCUGUGGCGGGGGCAUCCCAUGAGUCGAGAUCUCCUCAAUCCAUGCACAGUCAAGAUCGUCAAGCCAAGAGAGUGAACCAUCAGGCUCUGCCUUCACAUGGUAGCCAAAGCAGCAGCAGUAGCAGCAGCCACCACACUACAACGUCAGCCGCCUCCCCCGCAGUCAUCGCAGUCAUCUGCCUCUUCAAUCCCGAUGAGAUCAAUUUUGAUCCAAAACUGGCUUUCAAUCAGCAGGCAUAUCAUCCACAGCUUCCAGAACCACCACGACCCGUCAAGUCUUCCCGCAAACUACCUCCUAAGCUCACGCUGUCGACAAAUACGGAGAUUGACCAUGUGCUCGGGCCAAAGACUGUGCCUGCGAGUGUGCUCAACUUCCCAACUAGCUCUUUGGAUACAGAGGAGGUCACCUACUCAUCCAUGGAGGAACUGAAGACACUAUGGGAAACAGCCAAUGGCCAGAGAACGCGAGAUCUUGUUGGAACAUUGAACCUACGCAUGACAAAAACAGGACCAGCAACAUUUACCCUCGGAAACUCCCAGAACCCGUUCUACACACUACAGACAUAUUCAACCAACGAACUCGCCCUAAGCAGAUGCGAUCCCUCCAGGCCAAACCACGACGUGCCGAUCAUGAUGAUGAGCCUCGAAGAUCGUAUACGCCGCGAGCAUCCCAACGACGGGCUGGUGACCCUCCUCUUCUCUCGACUAGCAGCUAUGUUGGCAAUAGAUCAGGCCGAGGAGGUCAGCAAGCAACACCACCUCACCCCCGCCGAAACAGCAGAAGUCGAAACCGAUGCACUCAAGCGGGCCGCAGCACAAGAAUCUUGCCGACUCUCUUGGAAUCGUCAUCGACGACUAUACGAGCUACGACACCCCUAUCUGUCAAUGCAUAACCCGCCCGCUCUUGUUGGCGCUGCCGGGAUCCCCCUCUCACCCGUGCGGUCCCAGUCUUCAGGAAUGGUGCACAUCACAGUCUCCAAGCCUUCGAGCGACGCCUCUCCCCGGCAGCCACCAACAAUCAUCGUAACUGGCCCGGUGUCUUCCACGGCAAUGGAAGCUGCCCAGCAAGCUGCGAAUCUACGCACGUCCGUACUUCCUGUCACGGACUUCGACGAGCCGCUGGCAUCCUUGGACUUCGCUACAAAGACGCUUUCGAUUUCCCCAGCCGCUGUAAUCGCUACUAUUCCCUCUCUAUACGCAAUCGACUCUCUCGUCGCUGCAAUGCUGGCAGUUGCCGUCUCAGACGAAGCCACGAACCCUAUCCUUGCAGACAUGGUUCUCGGAUCACCAAAUUCUUCCAGACCACCAACCUCCCAUAACCCCGGACCUUACUCAAUGCCCGUGUUCCAGGGUAAACUGAUUACAACAGUUGCUGAGCGCGAAGACGCAGAAGAGAGCAUGAACUUGGCGUCACAGAUUAAAUCUGCACAGAAGAAGUCCAAAGACGCGUCUGGAAAGAAAAGUGCUUUCAAAUUUUGGAGUCGAUCACCUUCCAACCAGCAGGAAGAUAAUCGGAGCUCGAAAAAGAAUAAAAAUCGACAGAUUGUGGUCGAGGAGUUUGAUCUGGAGAAGUAUGGUCGAUACGGGAACACAUCGUCGCGAGAUGGGAAGAAGCUGCCUGGGAUUACCCGCACUAUCUUGCGUAUAUUGUUCUUUGGUUUGGAUCUUAUUGUCAAGGGAUUGACGCUCAUUGUUAAGAUCCUGGCUUGGUUGUUGGUUAAUUCGACGCGUUGCGUGACCAGUGAAAAGUUUUGA